Molecule: messenger RNA, 1663 nt
Organism: Pyrus x bretschneideri (Chinese white pear)
Lineage: Eukaryota; Viridiplantae; Streptophyta; Magnoliopsida; Rosales; Rosaceae
Product: probable polyamine transporter At1g31830
Exons: 2
Coding region: 192-1604 (470 amino acids)
Biological process (GO): transmembrane transport
Cellular component (GO): membrane
Molecular function (GO): transmembrane transporter activity
Source: RefSeq, a predicted model, not a curated record
CACAGCAAUUCCGAUUACGUCACUUCUUUUUCUCGCCUCCUUUUCAUGGUUAGCUCCUCCUCCUCUGUAUUUACUCAACGCCUAAUUUUGGCCUUUUUUUCUUCAUUCACUGAUUUGUUCUAGAGAUCUCAGAUUGUUGAGUCAGAGAAGAGAAACAUAGAAACUUACCUAUUAGGCAAAGUAAUCCUAAAAUGUCGGACAACAAUGUUGCUGAGUAUGUUGGUUUGGGGGAAGGAUCCUCGCACGACUUAAAUAAGUAUCAAAAGGUUUCAAUUAUACCUCUUGUCUUCUUGAUCUUCUACGAGGUUUCGGGAGGUCCAUUUGGUGUCGAAGAUAGUGUCCAGGCAGCUGGUCCCCUUUUAGCCCUCCUUGGUUUUCUGGUUUUUGCCAUCAUAUGGAGUGUUCCAGAGGCAUUGAUAACUGCAGAAAUGGGUACUAUGUUCCCCGAGAAUGGGGGAUAUGUUGUUUGGGUCUCAUCAGCUUUGGGUCCGUACUGGGGCUUUCAGCAAGGAUGGGUAAAAUGGCUCAGUGGGGUGAUUGAUAACGCUCUAUACCCUGUUUUGUUUCUUGACUAUCUCAAAUCAGCAAUUCCGGCUUUAGAGAGCGGUCUCCCAAGGACAAUUGCCGUGUUGGUUUUGACAGCAAUGCUCACUUACAUGAACUACAGGGGUAUGACAAUAGUGGGUUGGGCUGCUACCUUACUGGGGGUGUUUUCACUUCUUCCCUUCAUAUUCAUGGGAUUUAUAGCAAUCCCCGAACUAAAUCCUUCAAAUUGGUUUGUGGUAAAUCUGGAGACUGUGAAUUGGACUAUGUACUUGAACACGCUGUUUUGGAAUCUUAAUUACUGGGAUUCAAUUAGUACUCUUGCAGGGGAGGUGGAAAACCCUGGUACAACUCUUCCUAAAUCUCUCUUUUAUGCUCUUAUCUUGGUUGUGGUUGGAUACAUUUUCCCUCUUCUGAUUGGUACCGGGGCUGUUCCAGUAGAACGUGAACUAUGGUCAGACGGGUAUUUCGCAGAUAUUGCUAAAAUGCUUGGAGGUGUAUGGUUAAGAACCUGGGUCCUGUCAGCUUCUGCUUUGUCAAACAUGGGUAUGUUUGUGGCUGAAAUGAGCAGCGACUCCUUUCAACUUUUGGGUAUGGCAGAACGUGGGAUGCUUCCUUCAAUCUUUGCCAAAAGAUCUCGUUAUGGCACUCCACUUACCGGAAUCUUAUUCUCUGCAUCCGGUGUAAUCUUGCUUUCCUUUUUGAGCUUCCAAGAGAUCGUAGCUGCUGAGAACUACUUGUAUUGCUUUGGAAUGAUUAUGGAAUUCAUCGCGUUUGUGAAGUUGAGGAUGAAACACCCGGCUGCAUCGCGGCCUUUUAAGAUACCGGUUGGUACAGUGGGAGCAAUUUUGAUCUGCAUUCCUCCGACGCUGUUAAUCUUUGUAGUUUUAGCUCUUGCUACUCCAAAGGUAAUGGUUAUUAGCAUCGCUGCCAUGAUCAUCGGGCUUCUUCUGCAGCCAUGCAUCGAGUACACGAAAAACAAGAGGUGGUUUAAUUUCUCCACGAAAUCUGACCUUCCAGAUAUCCAAAAUGCAUAUGAUCAGUGUAGUAUUGUAGCAUGAUUCCAUCAAUGAUUGUAAUCAUUUGGUGUUUGAAAUUAUUGGUUGUUUCUGACUUUGAA